Leptopilina boulardi is the source of this 1919-nucleotide messenger RNA. RefSeq names its product trafficking protein particle complex subunit 12. The record is from RefSeq and is a predicted model, not a curated record. Gene Ontology annotation, cellular component: TRAPP complex; Golgi apparatus. Gene Ontology annotation, molecular function: protein binding. The coding region runs from base 362 to 1903 and encodes 513 amino acids. NCBI's taxonomy places the organism in Eukaryota, Metazoa, Arthropoda, Insecta, Hymenoptera, Figitidae. The transcript is spliced from 3 exons.
CGACAGAUGGUAUUCUGAUGGUUAUAUUUGAGGGAUGUGAAAAAACAUAUAGGUUGUGUUAGAUUACACGCUGCAUGUCAAUCCACAGGUUUAACGUGUGCACAAAAUUUCCAUCGUAAUACGAUGUAAAAUAACACUGACUUUUUUUACAGUGUACCUUAAUUGUGAUUAAAAAAAAAAUGUCAUAUGCAUUAAAAAUUAACAGGUGUUUUUUUAAAUAAAUUUUCAGAUUUAUAGGUUAUGUCUCCUAUUCAAUGAAACUGUCAAACCUGAAACGUCAAAUAGUUUUUACGUCAUUGAAACAAAUAUCGUGCACAGUACAAAAAUAAUAUUCUUGUAUUUAUAUAAUUAUUUGAAAAAAAUGAGUGAUAAAGGACAAAAUUUAGAUGAACCUGAUGCUGAGGUGAAUAAUGAAAGAGUUGAUAAUGCAAAUUUAGGUCGAUAUUUUAGUAACACAACACAUACUAUUUUUGACGAAUUGGUCUCAUCAGAAAAAUCUGAUGCAUUUGCAACUGUUAAAAAUCCAGUAUUUGAUAUUCCAACAACAUCUCCAAGUGGAUUUUUCGAUAAUGAUCAAGAAUUAACUGAGCCUUUGCAAACAAAUGAUUUUCAACGAGAUGUUUGGAUACCUUCAGAAAAUACGACAAAAAUUCUUAGGACUAUUGCUACUUCAACUAAUGGAACAAAUUCUAUCAGCAGGGAAUUAUUGACAAUGCCAGGAUUAGCGAUACAAGAUGAUAUGAUUGAUCCAACAAAGGGGGCAGUUUUACAUAUUUUAGGUGAGGAUGAAUUUUCAAAUAGAAAUAUAUUAACAGCAUCCGAUGUAACUCAAGAUGAACGUGGCUUGAGAAAUUUAAUUCAAAUGGGUUGUUAUCGUGCCGCAGUGAAUCUCACUGGUCGUUUAUUAGCCGUUUAUGGACAAGGUUAUGGUAAAAUAAAUUUACCAAGUAAACAUACACCAAAUUCUCUUCAAUUAUGGUUCACUCGACUUUCACUUUUAACUAAAUUACGACAAAUUGAAAUUCUUGAAAAUGAAUCAAAAGCAUUUGGAAAUCUUGACAAACCCGAUAUGUAUUUUAUUUAUUAUCCUGAACUUUAUGGCACAAAACCAGGAUCAAUGGCAUCAUUUUCAUUUCGCCUUUUAUUAGCGGAAAUUCCUAAUUAUUAUGGAAAAUCAAAACAAACAAUAGAUAAUCUUUAUCAAAUUUUAGCAAUUGUUAAAAGAAUAAUAAAAAAUUUAAAAUCAGGUCUCAAUGGAGAUGGAAGCGAAUUAAAAUCGAAUUUAAAUAAACAAGAUGAUGCUUUAAGAUUAUGGAAUGGACGAAAAUGUAGAACGUUAAUUUCAAUUGUUAAUUGUUCUAUAGGAAUGAAAAAUUAUGUAUUAGCAAAUGAAAUUCUUGAGAAUUUAUAUUCAUCAAUGGAAUGGAAAAAAAUUGAAGCUGAAACACUUAUGUCAGCUAUUGGUAGAGUACAUCUUAUAUUGGGUGAUGUUUCAGCAGCUGAAAAACAAUUUUUAAUAACAAGAGAUACACCACCAUCGUCAAAAGUUGUUAGAGAACUUGUUGAUCGAGGAUUAAUGGCAGUUGCACAAAAUGCAUUUCAAGAAGCAUUAAAUUGCUUUCAAAAUGCCUCAGUUUUAGAUCCAUCAAAUGUAAUGUUAAAUAAUAAUAUUGCCGUUUGUUUAUUAUACACUGGAAAAUUAGAAGCGGCCGUUCUUCUUAUGGAAAAUGCAAUGAACCGAAAUCCUGUCAAAUGUUUACAAGAAUCGGUAAUUUUAAAUUUAUGCACUUUAUAUGAAUUACACACAACUCAUAGUAAACAAUCAAAAUUACAUUUAUUGAGGCAAAUUAAUAAAUUUAAAGGUGAUUCAUUUGAUAUUGCUUGUCUUCAAUUAGGUACAUAAAUAAAAAAUUAAUUUA